AUGUAUUCCUCUGAAGAAAGAAAGAAUAAUGAAGAGAACGACCAUACAAAAUGGAAGACAACACUUACUCCAAGAACUGUUAGGCGUCCAAAGAAUGAGUCCAGUGAUGACAGGAAGGAGAAACAUCAAGCCACACCCACUUCAAGAUCUGAGAGUCAUUACAGAGAGGGAAAGUCCAGACGAGAUGAGCAAAGAGAUAAGCGUAAAGAAAGAAAAAAGAGAGACAUUGUCGCAUCUGCAUCUGUCUUCAGUAUGGGACCAGCUGAGAAGAUGAUGACUGAUAAUAGAGUGAAAUCUGAACCUCUUAGUGAUGAUGAGGUCAUGGAAAUUGACAAACCACAUUCGGUACAUAAACCAGUUAAACCAGACAAGCAAUCUGACUCACUUUUAAAGGUGGUUAUUGAAGGAGAUCUAGAAGAGGCAAAGAGUUUUGUGGCUGCUAGGCAACAGGAACAAGGUGUUCAAGAGAAUAGCGAUUCUGAUCAGGAGGCGGAGUCAACUACCAA
Molecule: messenger RNA, 506 nt
Organism: Gigantopelta aegis
Lineage: Eukaryota; Metazoa; Mollusca; Gastropoda; Neomphalida; Peltospiridae
Exons: 4
Source: RefSeq, a predicted model, not a curated record